GUAACCUUUACUGUUAACUACGAUUGUUUAUUUAUUUUGUAUAAUGUUGUGAUGUGUUUUAAUCGGAAGUAACGUGGAUCAAGACAGAUGCUGUACGCUGUAGUCCUGGUACCUUGGGCUAGUCACUUCCUUGUCCUGCGGAGAGGAUAGAGCAGUGACGUCGGCGGACUGUUCGGUGGCUACAGCGCCGCAGAGGGAAACCUGUCCGCCCGACCCGGACAAACGAAGAGACCACGUCGCACCAACACGCGCCAGAUAUUUAAUAGUGGGCGGCUCGCGCGCAGAAUCUUAAAAUGUUUAGCCGUGAAGCACGAGGGUAAGUUAGGCUGGCUGGCGGAUCGACGCCGCGAUCUACCGGGAGAUCGCGCGGAUUUGGCCGACUCGUUACCGGCUGACUCUCUGUCUAUGUGUCGGUGUGCAGCGCACCGGUGGCGAUGUCCUUGAUGGAGAGCGACGAGGAGCAUCGAUGGAUGCCGACACACGUGCAGGUAACAGUGUUACGGGCCCGAGGGCUGCGCGCGAAGGGCAAACAAGGUACCAGCGACGUGUACACCAUCAUCCAGCUGGGCAAAGAGAAAUACUCCACGUGCUUGAUGGAGAAGACUACGGAUCCGGAAUGGAUUGAGGAAUGCUCGUUCGAGCUGCAGCCGGGGAUACUGGAGGAGGGAGGGCGAGACGCAUACCCACCCGGUAGUGCAGACUUGACCCUCACCGUUAUGCACCGAGCGCUUAUAGGACUGGAUGUGUUCCUGGGCCAGGCUGUUAUACCGCUGGAUAAUGCCUUCCAGGAACAGAUAUGCAAGAAAAGCCAGUGGUACCAGCUGCAUUCUAAAACUGGAAAAAAGGAAAAGGAACGUGGCGAGCUUCUGUUGACCGUGCAGUUCACUCGCCACAAUCUCACGGCCAGUAUGUAUGACCUGUCCGUUAAAGACAAACCUCGAUCUGCUUUUGACAAACUCAGAGAACGCAUGCGUGUUAAAAAGCGCACCAGGGAAGAAGAUUCCUCUUCUGCCAUCGUCGCCGGAGGAUACGGAUCAAUGGAACGCAUACGGUCGCGGUUGCCGAGUGAUGGGGGUGGCGAGGAAGAGUACGAAGAUGACGAAGGUGGGGAGGCAAGGAGGAGUAAGAUGAGAAGUUUUUUCCUGCGUGGGAGGUUGAGAAAGUCCUCAGACACGCGAUCUAGUACGUCGCUUGGCUCUGAGAGCAGCGAGUCGUCUUCUCGGGGUGGCAGCCUCAGCCCGACAGCAGGCAUCAGCGUUGUGGUCUCGGAUCUGUCCAACUCUCCGAGUAACAGCAGCAACCUGACCGCAGACAGUCCAGAUCACACAGUGGCUCCCUCACCACAGGUUUCUCCUGUCAGAAAUGUGUAUGCUCAUGAGAUAGACUUCACCCUACCAGUGCCUCAUUCUGUGAUGUCCGAGAACAACACCCCGAUUCUGCUUCCUUCGGUGUGCCUCAACGGGAAUCCAGUGGAAACGUCCCCUCUCACUCACCACCCGCCAUCCAUCAUACUUCAGCAACCUCAACCAGAGUCAACCAAACCACAGGCAACAAAGCUGCCAGAUGAACCCCAGACAACUCGAUCAAAAGAGCCAAAAUCCCAAACCAGUGCAGAGACCAAGCUGUCCGAGUCAAAGCCAAGACCCGAGCCUCAGCUUCCAGCUCUUGGAUUGAUUCAGAAGGGCUCUUCUCACUCCCUCUCCCUGCAAAACCUCUCUCGCCGCGGGGAAGAAAAGCGAAGCGGUGGACCUGUGGAUGGACGUCGCUGGUCUUUUGAUAAACCCGGCGAGGAGGAGAAAGCUGCCAUUGUAGCAGCACUAGAGUGUGCUGGGAGAGUUACAGAUGAGUCUGUGAUGGAAACAGUCAUACCUGUUGGAGAGACAGAGACUCUGAGUAAAAAGAGGCGGGGCCUCUUCUCACAUGGGAAAGGUGAGUCUGCCACCAAAGGACCAAUCACGAGCAAAGAGGAAGCAGAACAUGCUCAACAACUUGUCGAAGUCAAACACAAAGGAUGGUUCGGCUCCAAGGACUCGCACAGUAAACCAAGCUCACUGGUGUCUUCCAAGUCAGAUUCCAGUAGCAGCGUGAUCUGUCCCAUUGCCCCUUCACAGAACAUGGCUGACAAACAUGCUAAUCCCUUCACUUCACCCCCGCCUCUAUUUGAUGCCAAUCCCCUUUUCCCACAUGCACAGCCGAAUCCUUUCUUCCAGGGGUUUCCCACUGAUGCUUCUUUAACCCCCUCACUCUCUAGCUCAGCUCAAUAUCAAUCUGAGCCAGCUUCCUCCUGGUCUGGUGUUAAUCCUACCCCAGAUUUGCUAAGGAUUGGAAACAGCAAUGGACCUUCAGGGAUAUCCAAAGUAGAUGGCUCAAUUGAUGCAUCUAUUUUUCACUUCGAGGAUGAAGCUGAUUUUGGAAUAUUUGCUGAGGACAGACUCAAGUCUUCAGAGAAAGGAAAAGAAAGAGAGAAUAUGGUUACAACCCCUACUGUCUUUGUGAAACCAAAGAAUGAAGAGCCCUUAGGUGGUUUGGAUAGUUCAACUGAUAAAAAUGAUCUCACCUAUUUAGAGAAAACUGCUUCAGCAGGUAAUACAACUGGAGAGAUGUCUAAGGAAACUUCUGCUAACACACCUCAGGUUACAGGAAGUGAUGGUAAUUUGAACAAGUCUGACCUAACAUAUCCUGAUCCGUUUGGUUUCCCAGAAUUUAACCCUAAUUUAUCUGAAAUCAGUUUACCUGAGAAUUCAAGUUUAGAGUUUUCUGUACUGAACGCACUUGUGUGCCCUCAUCCUGCGCUGUCAAAUGUCCAAAAUAAUGAAGUCAAUGGUGAUACCAUGACUCCAAAAGACUGGCCAGAGAUUUGCCUGACCUCUCAAAAUGCCAAACCAUCUUUCACACAGCCUUCACUAUUUGAUGACAUUUUUAAUAACGAACUCAUCACUAUUGAAUUAUCAGAUAAUGCUUGUGUGAGUCCUGAAGAACCAGAGUUUGCUAAGAAUACGGAAUCUGUAAAAAUUUACGAGGAUCCUGUGCCAUGCUGUAGAGAUUCAGAUGAUGCCCUGCCACCAUCCAGCGAGACAUCUUAUUCCCAAGGAAGAGAAUUAGACAACUUGUCCGUUGAGCCUGGUCAUUUUACACACUCUUACUUCACAUCAAAUAUAAAACAAUCAGAUGUUUUGGAUUCAGAUGCCACACUAGUUGAAUCAUCUGAGACGUCGGGAUUCCACAGUCCAUCAGCACCUAGUUCCCCAGUUUCAAUACCACUGGACAAUGAAGACAAUUUAGGUGCAGGUAUGGACACAAAGUUCCAAAAUGAAUCCGAAGAUGGUUUUUCAGAUAGUGCCAAUACUAGUGAUCUCUUUUCUGAGAUAACAUUCCCUGUUCCUGAUAACCUUAAUGACAUCUCUUUCUCAUCUUCAAACACUGUAUCUAAUGAAGUGCAUGUGGAUGAACAGAAAGUCUGUGAAUUUUCAAACUACCCCUCUAAGGAUGAUCUAAUAGGCAGUGUACUCUCCAGCACUGGCGAAGGGCAAGAAAUCAUACAAUCUGAUGGGCAAACAAUCCCUGCAGGAUACCUCAAUCCCACCACUGAAGUUAAAACCGUGACAAAUGAAAAUUCAUCGAUUCUAAACUCUGCGUUCUCACCUCCAAGUUUGAUUGUGCACAGUAUGUACAGAAGUGCAGAUUCAGACCAGUACCUUACUUGCGUAUCUCAGCAGGAUUCAAUAUCCCCCGCCUUAGAGCUUACUCAGGAACUGAAGCCCAAACAUGAUCAGUCUGAGGAAGACAUUUUACUAUUUGGGUCCUUCCCAGAACAUAUCACAGUCCCUGAUGUCAUGCCAAAAGCUGUGGAAGAAAUGGAUUGUGUGCGAAAUCAGGUUGUAGUAGAACAUUUUAAACCCCAGGAAACUUUGCCAAAAAAUGAGUGCCCUCAGGGAGACGUUCAACUGAAUAAUUGCAACCUUUCAGGGGACAAUCCUGAGUCUGACAUACCAAAAGAUAUGAUGCCAAAAAUGAACAUCUCAAAGGAUCUAAUAGCAGAACUUGAGGCUCAACUUGCGCCAUUAAAAACUGAAACAUGUCCUGUAGAUAACCGGGAAACAAAUCCAUUUCAACCAAAUCAUUUCCACACUGAGCAAACAGACAGAUGUCCCAAUGGAACAGUUGGGUCUUUAUUUAAUUUUGCCCAUGCAAAUGUUUCUGUUUCAAAUUGUGCAUCAGAAGAAACCAAAAGCAUCACCCAGGACCAAUUCCUAAUGGAUUUAUUUGGUCCCAAUCAAUUUGAAACACCCCAGUGUAAUAGUCCCAUCACACACCCUAAAUCUGCAGAGACUCAUAAUGUCCUGGAAUCACAGAGUCCAAGAAUGCAAGUAACAGAUUCUGUGACACCUGACUUAUUCCCUGUUAACUGGACACUCUCAUCAGCCUUUGAGGCACCAGCAUUGGCUUCAGGGGAUAAUCAUAGCAUCUAUUUCCCUUCUGCAUUUGACCCAUUACCUGUAGCUUCCUCAACACCACAUGUAGUGGUAGACACCAACGCGAUUCCCCAGCAAUUCCCCUUUCCCAUAAUUCCCUCUACCUCAGAGCAGUCAUGGCCACAUCAAGCACUUAAUGAUCCUUUUCUUCCGGAAAAUUCACCGACAACCAAUCAUCAGAUCAGUCCACAUCCAGUAAAGCCAUUGACACCCCCUGAUGACAAAAGAUCAGAGGGUCGCUCCGUACUGGAGAAGCUUAAAUCCACCAUCCACUCAGGACGAAGCCAUCAUUCAGACCAGGAUACUGAUAAGAAGCUGCUAGUGGAGGGAGGUGGAUCAUACUAUCAUUUGAACCACAGCGAGCUGGUCAACUUGUUGAUCCAGAGAGAUACAGAGCUCAAGCAGGAGCGAGAGGAGUACCAAAAGCGAGGAGCGCUGCUGGGGAAGCGCGAGGUGGAUCUGAAGAAGAUGAAAGCUACCAUCAGAGAUCUAGAGGACUACAUUGACACGCUGCUUGUACGCAUCAUGGAACAGACCCCUACGCUGCUGCAGGUCAACCCCAGGAAGAAAUGAUACAACAUAUCCUCAGCUAUGCCUCCACAAAUCCUGGGCAGACUUCACAACCCUGCACUGCUAAGGCAACCAUAGUAACAUAGAGAGUUACAACUCGUGUGAGUUGAUGGGUUUGAAAGAGAUGGUGUAGGUUUGGCAUGUCUGAGGUCCAUAUAGAACACAGGUACACUUUCAUAAUUGGGUAGUAUGCAUUUUUAUGUGUCGGCAGAUACUCACUAAAACAUGACAGCCCAAGCUAUGCACCAAAAUCACCUGUAGGAAGGCAUGUGUUGUGUCAGUCUUCUGAAGCUAGAGGGAAUACCAACAUUGAUUUAUCUUUUUUGUUUUCUAUCACGUUUCGACAUGCCCAAAAAAUAGCGGCGAAGUUAGAGAGAGGAAGAAUAGAACCCAAAAACAAGGAAAGAGAGAAGAAUAAGAUAGUUUGUUAUCUGCUUGUGCCUCCCUAAAUGUCUUCCGCACUUUACUUAUGAGCAGAGGCUCACAAUAACUGACCUUCUAGCUCCCGUUUGUGGGUCCGUGUUCUUCCUCUUCCUGCCCUCGCUUGAGCCAACGCACGCACAUCGCUGCCAGUGCUUUUGGGUGUAAUGAACAGGAUAUAUGCUGUAUUCAUUGCAUAUAUGCCACUUGGACAAAUGCCAAACGCUGCCUUAUCAUACAGUAUCUCCUCCAUUCUGUUGUUGCUGAAGUCAUCACUUUAAUUCGUUUGCACAUCAUAUUGCAAUACAAAGGCGAUGGAGUGUUUAACUUUGCAGAGACUGUUAAGUAGAGGAAAGAACAAAUUAAGUGUGCAGUUGUCGAAAAGAGAGCGAUAACCACGAAAUGGCAAAAGCCCUAAUUUAAUGUUACUUCCUAAAUGUUAUUCUGGUGUUAUUCUGAUGUUGCCACAAUCAGUGUUGCCACUGUCGAUGUACAAUGUAGCUUUCUGUGUAGAUAUAAGAUAGAGGCAUAUGUCACAGCACUUUUACAUUUGUUUUUUUUAAAAAGCUUUGGAAGUGCACAGUGGAAAACACAUGUACAAUGCACAGAAUAGUAAAAAUAAUCCUCUUAACACAGUGUUCCAGUCGUACUAAACUUCUGAUAGUCUCUGCUAGAAAGCUCAACAUUUAUCAACAAUGUAUUUCUAUGAGAAGCACUUAAGGGUGUGCUCUGCCUUCCAUUAAAAGUUGAGUUUGUCUGUUGAAUGAUGGGAAGAUUUAUGAAUGUUCAUUUAUUAAGGCUUAAUUUAAAAGUUUACAAGAGUAUGUUGUUUUAGUUAUGCAAAUAUUUAUUGUUGUGUUUGUUUUAAAAUGGCCUUUAUUUUUGUUUGUCACCUUUUGUGGUUUAAAGUUCUCUACGAUCUGUUAAUUGUUAUUCGCUUAUUUUUUUUAAAUGCAACCUUUUGUUGUGCUGUUCAUGAUGAUUUCUUUCCAUUAUGCUUUCUUUUUCAUUUCUAUGGUCUGUAGGAUCACAGAAUGCAAUAGAUGUGAAGGGCAGGCUUUUGCAGAUUUUAAGAAAUAUAUAGUUUUCUAGGGUUUAAACUGAAGGAAUGUGAUAUAUUUGUGUAGGUUGCUACUGUGUCUAAUGCCAGUUUAUAGAAAUACAAACACGCCUGCAGCCUAGUAAGGAGGUAUGUUCAAGUGCCCUUGGCUGAGUGUUAUCAUGGAAUGUGUCAAUGAGAAUGAGUGUAGAAGAAUAUUUAUAUGCUUUUAAUGGUGAAAUUGAUAAUCAAAGCUACAUUUUAUGUAGUACAAACUCUGGAACUUGCAAAUAAAAACUUGUGUUUACUAUAUUAUACACUUAUUUAUUUUUAGAGGUCUGAAGUUUUUCUUUUAUUGACAUUUAAAACUAGAUUUUUUAAAGAAAGUAUAGAAAAUAAUUACUUUAAAAUUGUAAGAAUUCUUGCAGUAGGUCUUCCCUUUUGAUUGUACAUUUAAGUGGAUUCCUCUUGACUCCUGUCACAAUCAAAACCAGAACAGCUUAAGUGAACCUCAUAUUUAGUAGCAUAUAUGCACCAAAUGUUCUGUGGAACCAUUUGUUUAAGGUGCAAAAUAGUUCAAGUGCUUCUAUGAGGUGCGGUUUGGGUGGAUGUUCAGGGUGUACUUACAUGAGUGUCCACUGGGGGUUGUGAUGUUUUCUUUUCUGAUACAUCUAAUCUGAGAGAUGUUCAGUUGACUUCUGGUGUUUUAAUAAGCAUCUCUGCAAAGAAUCUGUCACUGUAGAAUAAAUAAACUUUUCACUUUGGGAUGCA
Molecule: messenger RNA, 7272 nt
Organism: Triplophysa dalaica
Lineage: Eukaryota; Metazoa; Chordata; Actinopteri; Cypriniformes; Nemacheilidae
Gene: rab11fip5a
Product: RAB11 family interacting protein 5a (class I)
Exons: 6
Coding region: 435-5045 (1536 amino acids)
Biological process (GO): regulated exocytosis
Cellular component (GO): mitochondrion; secretory granule; early endosome
Molecular function (GO): small GTPase binding
Source: RefSeq, a predicted model, not a curated record